CGGCGGGGACGGGUUCCGGCCUGAGGGGGCCGAGGGGACGGCGGACCCCGCCGCGGUCGCCGCCGACGGACCCAUCGAGCCCACGUCGGGGGACGUUUCCCUGUCGCCGGCCCCAAGAUGAACUUCCUGCGGGGGGUCAUGGGGGGGCAGAGCUCCGGCCCGCAGCCCUCGGGCGCCGAGACGAUUCAAAAACUUUGCGACCGAGUGGCUUCGUCUACACUGCUGGAUGACAGGAGGGACGCGGUUCGAGCUCUGAAAUCACUGUCCAAGAAAUAUCGCCUCGAAGUGGGGAUCCAGGCUAUGGAACAUCUGAUCCACGUUCUGCAGACGGACCGCUCGGAUUCUGAAAUAAUAGGAUAUGCUUUGGAUACCCUCUACAAUAUAAUGUCAAAUGAUGUGGAAGAGGAAGAACCAGAUGAUUUGGAAGAAGAAAAUCCCCAGAAACAGGCUGAUGACUUAGGAAGUCAAUUUACAGAAAUCUUCAUCAAGCAGCAAGAUAACAUCACUCUGCUGUUAACCUUCUUGGAGGAGUUCGAUUUCCACGUCCGCUGGCCUGGAGUGAGGCUUCUUACAACCCUUUUAAAGCAGCAGGGCCCUCAGGUGCAACAGAUUAUUCUGGUCAGUCCUAUGGGUGUUUCAAGAUUGAUGGACUUGUUAGCUGAUUCGCGGGAGGUCAUACGUAAUGACGGUGUCUUGUUACUCCAGGCAUUGACGAGAAGCAAUGCGGCAAUCCAGAAAAUCGUGGCUUUUGAAAACGCUUUUGAGAAAUUAUUGGACAUCAUAACAGAGGAAGGAAACAGUGAUGGAGGUAUAGUGGUGGAAGAUUGCCUGCUUUUGCAUCAGAACCUGUUAAAGAACAACAACUCCAAUCAAAAUUUUUUUAAAGAAGGCUCGUACAUCCAGAGGAUGAAACCCUGGUUUGAGGUGGGCGACGACAACUCUGGCUGGUCGGCGCAGAAAGUGACGAAUCUUCAUCUGAUGCUGCAGCUCGUUCGUGUGCUGGUGUCCCCGACCAAUCCUCCCGGGGCCACCAGCAGUUGCCAGAAGGCUAUGUUUCAGUGUGGAUUAUUGCAGCAACUUUGCACUAUUCUGAUGGCAACCGGGGUUCCAGCUGAUAUCCUGACGGAGACUAUUAACACCGUCUCAGAAGUCAUCCGAGGCUGCCAAGUAAACCAAGACUACUUUGCCUCCGUAAACGCACCUUCCAGUCCACCACGGCCGGCGAUCGUAGUGCUUCUGAUGUCCAUGGUUAACGAGAGGCAACCGUUCGUGCUGCGCUGUGCCGUCCUCUACUGUUUCCAGUGUUUCUUGUAUAAAAACCAGAAAGGACAAGGAGAGAUAGUCGCAACGCUCCUGCCGUCCACCAUCGACGCUACAGGUAAUUCUGUCUCGGCGGGUCAGCUGCUCUGCGGAGGUCUCUUUUCCACGGAUUCGCUGUCGAACUGGUGCGCUUCCGUGGCCCUGGCCCACGCCUUGCAAGAAAACUCGACUCAGAAAGAGCAGCUUCUGAGAGUCCAGCUGGCCACCAGCAUAGGCAACCCUCCGGUCACUCUGCUCCAGCAGUGCACCAACAUCCUCUCCCAGGGCGAUAAGAUCGACAGACGGGGAAGCAAGGUGCAGACCCGGGUGGGGUUGCUGAUGCUGCUGUGCACCUGGUUGAGUAACUGCCCCAUCGCCGUCACCCACUUCCUCCACAAUAAGGCCAAUAUUCCAUUUCUGACGGGACAGAUAGCCGAAAACCUCGGGGAGGAGGAACAGUUGGUGCAAGGCCUCUGUGCCCUUCUGCUGGGCAUCUCCAUGUAUUUCAACGACAACACCCUUGAGAACUUUAUGAAAGAGAAGCUCAAGCAACUGAUAGAGAAGAGGCUCGGCAAAGAAAACUUCAUCGAGAAGCUGGGCUUCAUCAGCAAGCACGAACUGUACUCGAAGGCCGCCCAGAAACCCCAGCCCAACUUUUCCAGCCCAGACCACAUGAUCUUCGAUCAUGAGUUCACCAAGCUGGUGAAGGAACUCGAGGGUAUUAUAACAAAGGCUAUUUAUAAGUCUAGUGAGGAAGAUCAGAAGGAGGAAGAGGUGAAGAAAACCUUGGAGCAGCAUGACAGUAUCGUGUCUCACUACAAAAACAUGAUCAGGGAGCAGGAUAUCCAACUCGAGGAUCUGAAACAACAGGUUUCUACCCUUAAAUGUCAAAAUGAACAGCUUCAGACAGCAGUCACGCAGCAAGCUUCCCAGAUACAGCAGCACAAGGACCAGUAUAAUCUCCUCAAAGUCCAGCUGGGAAAAGACCAUCAGCACCACGGCGUCCCCGGCGACGGGGCUCAGGUGAACGGCCUCCAGCCGGAAGAAACCGGCCGGUUGCGAGAGGAGAUCAACGAACUGAAAAGCCAGCGGGAGCUUUUACAGGGACAGCUGGAGGAAAAGGACGCUCUGAUCGAAAGUUUGAAGACCGCUGGGAAAACAGAAACAUCUUUAGAGGCUUUUAAGGCUGGAGAUUCUGAAAACACUACAGAAUUGCAACGGGAACUGGAAGCGUUGAGGUCUCAGUUAAAGUUGCAGUCCCUGGAGAUGACUAAGCUGCAGCUGGAGAAGCAGGAGCUGUUGCAGAAAUCAGAAACUAGUAAUAAAUCAGUUCCUGUAUCAGGAGAAAACGGGGCCGUGGCCGCAGCCAAAAAUACCGAAUUAGAAGGAAGACUGUCCGUGUUAUUGCAAGAGACCAAAGAGUUAAAGAAUGAAGUGAAAACUCUCUCGGAGGAACAAGCGUCUCUGAACCGGCAGCUGGACUCCUCCAACAGUACCAUCGCGGUCUUACAGAACGAGAAAAGCAAACUGCAGCAGGAGGUUUUAGAGUCCAAAAAAGAACAGGACGAACUCUUGGUGCUGCUGGCCGACCAGGACCAGAAAAUCAUCGCGUUAAAGAACAAACUCAAGGAACUUGGCGAACCGGUUGAAGAUGAGGACGAGAUCGAAUCCGGAGACCAGGGCGAUGACGACGACGAGGACGACGAAGACGAAGAGGAGGAAGACGGCGAAGAGGAAGACCAGAAGUGAUCCAGCCGUUGGGUCUCCCGGCGGACGACGGAGCCGGCGUUGCGACCCGAGACCGAAGCUGAAGACGGCGCUCUCCGGCUGCCCGAAACACAAAAUGAAGAGUUUAGGGAGCGGACGGGCGCACACCCUCCCGGCGAGAACCCUGGCGCGAUGUUUCCGAAACGCCGCCGCCCGGAUCGAAAACCCGAACCGGGGGCGCGAAACCCAAAUCUCUAUUUUACUGCAUUUCUACAGCGGCCGCGAGAGGUAACUCUGGAACAGCUUUAGACACCAAAAACGAACUGUCCGAAGCACGGCCCGGCGGCAGGUGCUCGCCGCCCGUCUUCGGGAAGUUCCGUGUAUUAUUUUUUGUCUCUCCCGUCCUCCGCGGAACCCAUUAUUUUUGGGCCCCUGUCGUCUUCUCUGGUCUGUCUCUGGAAUCACCGGUUCGAAAUUCAGCAAGGACGUCUCCCCCGGCACCCUCCCUUCCCCUUCCCCCGGCUCCCCGCAGGGGGAACGGGCGUGCCCGAGGCCUCCAGGCCGCCCAGCCCGGGGCGGGAAGGAUGCACGUCACCCGCCUCGGGCUCAACUCCGCCUUCAGAAGGAAACGGAGCCCGCACGGGGGCGAGGGAGCGACUGCCUUCGCACCUUAAAACGGCCGCAUCCUGUACCUCAGCGUCCAAACACGAGGAAUCACACGGAAACCCAAUGACGCCUAAGGGUGUUUGGGAGAACUUGCCAACGGCGUGGUAGCAUGUGAUUUUUUUUUUGUUUUUUUAAAAGAAAGCUAACAUGUUAAAGCUGAUUGUCAUAACCAAUUUUAUGUUUGAGUUUAAGGAGAAAGAAACCCCACCCAGAUUUAUAUAAUUUAUUGGCUUUUAUGCCAAAUAGGUUUGAGCGGGAUAAUGGGUUUUAAAAGAGCAAAUUGAAUCCGGGCAUCCACUUCACCUUUUGGUAAUAAAAAUAGAUGGUAUGUUCA
This is a messenger RNA of Ornithorhynchus anatinus (platypus), 4006 nucleotides long. RefSeq names its product USO1 vesicle transport factor (gene USO1). The record is from RefSeq and is a predicted model, not a curated record. Gene Ontology annotation, cellular component: ER to Golgi transport vesicle membrane; endoplasmic reticulum; Golgi membrane. Gene Ontology annotation, molecular function: protein binding. NCBI's taxonomy places the organism in Eukaryota, Metazoa, Chordata, Mammalia, Monotremata, Ornithorhynchidae. The transcript is spliced from 26 exons. Bases 118 to 3048 code for a protein of 976 amino acids. Gene Ontology annotation, biological process: endoplasmic reticulum to Golgi vesicle-mediated transport; intracellular protein transport; vesicle fusion with Golgi apparatus.